AUGGCUACGUCUAUCCUCGGGGAAGAGCCGAGAUUUGGAACGACUCCCCUGGCCAUGCUGGCCGCCACCUGCAACAAGAUCGGCAACACUAGUCCCCUGACCACCCUGCCCGAGUCUAGCGCCUUCGCCAAAGGGGGCUUCCACCCCUGGAAACGCUCCACCUCCAGCUGUAACCUGGGCUCCAGCCUCUCGGGCUUCACGGUGGCCACGAGUAGGGGUUCCAACGGACUGGCCAGUGGCACGGGCACCGCCAACAGCGCCUUCUGCCUGGCUUCCACCUCGCCCACUUCCUCGGCCUUCAGCAGCGACUACGGCGGCCUCUUCUCCAACUCGGCGGCGGCGGCGGGCGUGUCCCCGCAGGAGCCCGGCGGGCAGUCGGCCUUCAUCUCCAAAGUGCACAGCUCGGCGGCCGAGAGCCUCUACCCGCGGGUGGGCAUGGCGCACCCCUACGAGUCCUGGUACAAGUCGGGCUUCCACUCCACGCUCUCGGCGGGCGAGGUGGCCAACGGAGCGGCCUCCUCCUGGUGGGAUGUGCACACCAACCCGGGCUCCUGGCUUGAGGUGCAGAACCCGGCGGGGGGGCUGCAGAGCUCGCUGCACUCGGGCGCCCCCCAGGCCUCGUUGCACUCCCAACUGGGCACCUACAACCCCGACUUCAGCUCCCUCACCCACUCCGCCUUCAGCUCCACCGGCCUGGGCUCCACGGCCGCCUCGCACCUGCUCUCCACCAGCCAGCACCUGCUCACCCAGGAGGGCUUCAAGCCCGUGCUGCCCUCCUACACGGACUCCAGCGCGGCGGUGGCGGCGGCCAGCGCCAUGAUCUCGGGCGCCGCCGCCGCUGCCGCCGGGGGCGGCUCGGCCCGCCCCGCCCGCGGGCUGCACAGCUGCCACAGCCCCGGCUGCGGCAAGGUGUACGGCAAGACCUCGCACCUGAAGGCGCACCUGCGCUGGCACACGGGCGAGCGGCCCUUCGUCUGCAACUGGCUCUUCUGCGGGAAGCGCUUCACCCGCUCCGACGAGCUGCAGCGGCACCUGCGGACUCACACGGGCGAGAAGCGCUUCGCCUGUCCCGUCUGCAACAAGCGCUUCAUGCGCAGCGACCACCUGAGCAAACACAUCAAAACGCACAACGGGGGCGGCGGGGGCAAAAAGGGCAGCGACAGCGACACGGACGCCAGCAACCUGGAAACGCCGCGCUCCGAGUCCCCCGACCUCAUCCUGCACGAGGGGGUGGGCGCCGCCGCCCGCGGACCGGAAAAUACAUCUGCCGUGAAUACUAAUAACCGCGUCCCACCUCCUCCGCGCCACUGUUGCACAAAAGCGGCCGGGCAGCGCCGGCAUCGCCUGUGCCCUGGGGCGGCGGCGGGAGCCCGGCGGGCCGUUCCGCGGACCGGGGGAAGGGAGCCUCCCGGGAGCGGCACCGCGCAUCACAGCUGCCGACAGCACCUUCCCCGAGAGCCGUUCCGGAAUUUUCUUGGCCAAAAGCAUCCCGGCAAGGUGUCUUUCCUCCCUCCCCCGGCCGGGUGCCGGCAGGUUUCCCGGCGGGCAGGGGAGGGGAGCGGGCGCGGGGGACGCGCUCGGGCGGCGGGACCUGUCUAUCCUCCCUGCCGGGCGGCCUGGGGGCUGCGCAGGAAUGCACCCGCGCGGGGUGCUGGGCAGAAGUCAGCUUUGUUUUCGAUUUAUAAUAAAACACAUCAAAGGACACCAUCCAGGUCCAGUUUCUGCCAGGCCGAGGUUACAAUUCUCAGCUCAGUGAUCAAGGACCUUUUUGCAUUGCCUUUGCCCCUUCGGGUCAGAAAACGUCCAUCACUUACAGACUCCCCAGAAACGAGGAAGGGAGCAGCUCUGGGCCGCAGAGCCGAAAGGCGAGCAGGAACAAGACGGAGCCCGCACACCGGGACGCUCCCGGCGCUGCCCCGCGCGGGGUUGCACGGCGGCUGCCGGGCGCCACCUAGAGGCGCUCCCGCGGCGGCCGCGGGCUGGGGGGCGCGGCCGGGGCGGCCGCGGGGGCGGCGGCGCUGCGCGGCCCGGGCCGCGGCGAGGAGCCGGGAGCGGGAGAGCGGGGCGCUGCGGCGACUGGGGCGGGACGGGGCCGCGGCGGGGCCGGGGAGGGCCUCUGGGAGCGGGCAGGCUAGCGCGAACUUCUCUGGAAGACGGCGGGGCGGGACGGGCCCGCCGCGACCGCGCGCACACCCAGCCCGGGGCAGCCGGCCCGGCCUCGCCGCUCCCCGGGCCGCCAACCGGAGGGGCGACCGGGCCCUCGACGGUCACCGCUCCGCAACCUCCGUGCGGCCCCGCACAUGCGGCCGGGCGCGGCUCCCGGCGGACACCCGCCGGCGGGCCCCGGGCGCGGCUCUGCCGCCGCCGCCGCCUCGGCGCCGCUGUUGUUCCACAAACGCGCGGCAGCGCUGCUCCCGAGAUGUGCUAAUUGGUACCUGGCUGGCAGGGCGCGGGGUCCCUGUCCGCUCCCCGGCACAAAGUAGGCUGCUAGAAAAUUUGAAAUUGCCUUUCAGCCUAAAGCUGCCUUACCUGAAUGUCAUAAUUACACGAGAAUUAAUCAAUGACAACAACAUAAAUAGAGAGCUUCCUUCAGGGAUAUUUAUUGUACCGAUACGAGCAGGAGCCCCAUCUGGGAGUCACCCGUCUAUUUACUUUCGGAGUAGCAAUAAUUUAUUGCUCGGCGUUAAUUCUAAGCCGUGGGUCCGGCGGGGCGGCACACCAGAAAAACGGCCCGGGACCCCUCGCCCGAAGCUCCCCGCCGCCCUGCCCGCCCCCAGAGCCGCCCGACGGAGCGGCCGGGAGCCCAGCUCGUCCCGUCCCGACGCAGCCCCAAGACCCCGGGCCAAGCAGCAGAAGAGCGCCCGGCAGAGCCGCUCGCCCGUCCCGGGAGAGCCGCCGGUCCCCGCUCCGACACCGGAAAGUCCCGGCCACGGGUCCCGUCCUCCCCGCCAGGCUGAGGGAACCCCCUCACCGCGCCGCGGCCCCGCCGCCCAGCCCCGCAGAAGCUUAACCCUAUUCCGCGGCUUUAACGAAAAUAAAUAA
This is a messenger RNA of Pseudopodoces humilis (Tibetan ground-tit), 3042 nucleotides long. Lineage: Eukaryota; Metazoa; Chordata; Aves; Passeriformes; Paridae. The record is from RefSeq and is a predicted model, not a curated record.